AUGCCCCCUCCUUGGUCCCACGUUGCUCUCGAAUUCCACGUCAAAUCGAAAGGUGACCAAUACGACCGCAUCUCCGCUUUAUGGCUCGGUGGUUCGGAGCUCCUCCGCACCAGUACCGCCCAACCAGAAGAACACGGUAUCUUCUGGAAUGUUCGAAAAGAUAUCACCAAGUACUCCUCUCUCCUCGUUCAGAACGACCUCUACUUCACUCUUAUGCUCGAAAACAUCGUUAACGAUAUCUACACCGGCGUUUACCAUGUUAAUGUCACUCUCUACUUCUACAAAGACAACGCCGUCAAGGUUCCGUUAACCGGCAAUAAUCAAAAUUUAUUUACUCCAGUUUCACAAUUACCGUUGGUUGGAGACGAGAGUAUGUAUGAUCCACCAGCUGAUUUAAUAAUUCCGAUUUCAGCAUCCGAUAGUACAAAGGGUUAUUGGUUUAUAAUAGAGAGAGAUUUGGAUGUGAAAUUUGAAAAGGUUAGUUUUCCGUCGAAUACACGGAAAGUCGUUUUGGAAUUAUAUGUGUCGUUUCAUGGAAAUGAUGAGUUUUGGUAUUGGAAUCCGUCAAAUUCUUACAUUAGGAUGAAUAAUUUGAGCACUCCGCGGGGUAAUGGCGCGUUUAGGGAGGUUUUUGUUACCAUUGAUGGGAAAUUAGUGGGAUCAGAAAUGCCAUUUCCGGUCAUCUUUACCGGAGGGAUUAAUCCUUUGUUUUGGGAACCGGUUGUAGCAAUUGGUACUUUUAAUUUACCUUCGUAUGAUUUUGAUCUGACGCCGUUUUUAGGGAUGGUUUUAGAUGGGAAAGAUCAUGUUUUUGGUGUUGGAGUUACGGAUGGGAUUGAGUAUUGGCUUGUUGAUGCGAAUUUGCAUAUUUGGUUGGAUUCAGCUUCCAACAUUGUUGAAGCGAAGAAUGUUGUGAAUAUUUUUCCUGCUUCAGAAAUAAGUCGUAGUGAAGAGUUUGAAUCGCUUGAUGGUUCGUUUGAGAUCAAGGCUGAGAAGUUUAUACGAUUGGAAGGAUGGGUUAAGUCGAGUUCUGGGAAUUUGACCACCAGAAUAUCUCAGGAGGUUAGGUUUAGAAGCUCGAUAAGGUUCAAAAAGAAUGGAACUUAUAAGGCUGUUAAACAGAAUAUCAAGGUGAGGAGAGAAGCGAAAGUGUUGAAUGAUGUGGGUGGAUUGGUUAGUAAGGUUAUUAUUAAGAGAAAGUAUCCUCUCAAAGUGAUUACUGUGACUCUUCCUGGACUGAAGAACGAUACGUAUAUGCUUGUUACUAAUGUUACUCAUGCGGUGAAUGAAAGGAUUAGAAUUGGAAAGUUGUCUAGCCAUCUUAAUAACAAACAGGUUUCUAACGGUUGGAUGGAGGUUAAGGAUCAUACUGUUCUUUCUGGCGAAGCGAUGACUAAUCAAACUUACGUUUCCAGAAAUGAGUUUGGUUGCUACGUUAGGACUGUUGCAACAUUGAAUGGAACACUAAUCAAAGACAAUGCUGCCUAUGCUUGUCCAUCUGUUAUGUAA
Molecule: messenger RNA, 1509 nt
Organism: Dovyalis caffra
Lineage: Eukaryota; Viridiplantae; Streptophyta; Magnoliopsida; Malpighiales; Salicaceae
Source: the annotation of a GenBank genome assembly